AUGGGCAAUACGACAAGUGCUGUAGUUCAGCAAUGCUUGCUGAAUGCUGUGGGAAACGACGCGUCUCGAGUAGCUUUCCCGACAACUCUGCUUUAUGAAACAGUCGACGUGAAUCCGUAUAACCUGGACUAUCCAGUGACUCCGGCUGCUGUCACAUUUCCUGAGUCUGCCGGCCAAGUAGCGGCUAUAGUCAAAUGCGCCGUGAAUGCAGAUGUCAAGGUGCAAGCCAAAAGUGGCGGUCACAGUUAUGCCAAUUAUGGACUCGGCGGCGAAGAUGGAGCGAUUGUCGUUGACAUGAGACAUUUCCAACAAUUUUCAUACGACCCAACCACUCAAUAUGCGACUAUCGGUGCUGGAACAUUGCUCGGAGAUAUCGAUACAAGGCUUCACGAUGCUGGUGGCCGUGCCAUGACUCACGGCACCUCGCCCCAGGUUGGCAUUGGUGGACAUGCCACGAUAGGAGGGCUUGGACCGACUGCUAGACAAUACGGAAUGGCAUUGGACCAUGUCGAAUCUGUCCAAGUUGUGCUGGCUAAUUCUAGCAUCGUGACUGCAUCAACUAUCGAGUACCCGGAUAUUUUCUAUGCUAUUAAAGGCGCUGGUGCAAGCUUUGGCGUUGUCACUGAAUUCACAGUUCGCACAGAAGCUGAGCCCGGCAUUGCCGUCCAAUAUCAAUUCACUUUCAAUCUCGGAGACACAAUUUCACGUGCCAACACAUUUAAGGCAUGGCAACAAUUUGUGUCUGAUCCCACCAUACCCAGGGAGUUUUCAUGCCAACUUGUCUUAGCUGAAGGUUUACUAUUGAUCGAGGGCGAAUUCUUUGGAUCACUCGCUGAUUUCGAAGCCUUUCAACUGGAAAGCAAAUUUCCCGCCAACCAAGGCUACAAUGUCACAGUAUUCAACGACUGGCUUGCCCUCGUCGCAGCGUGGGGUGUUCAGUUAGGUGAAGAUCUCACUGGCGGAAUUCCAUCCCAUUUCUACAGCAAAUCGCUUCCUUUCACGAACACCACUCUCAUCCCGGAUGGCGUUGUCGAUGAAUUCUUCGAGUAUAUCGACACAGCAGACAAAGGCACGCUGCUAUGGUUUAUAAUUUUCGAUCUUGAAGGAGGCGCAAUCAGUGACGUCCCCGUACAUGCAACCUCGUACGGCCACCGAGAUGCGCUGUUCUGGCUACAGUCAUACGGCAUCAACCUUCUUGGCCAUGUAUCCGCCACAACCAAUACCUUUUUGAAUCAAGUCAACAAUAUUUUCUACACUGGAAUGCCGAAUGCGAUUUUUGGUGCCUAUCCUGGAUACGUAGAUCGAGAAUUAACAAAUGGGCCGGAGCAGUACUGGGGUCCCAACCUGAACACUCUAAUAGAGAUCAAGUCUGCUGUUGAUCCUCAGGAUAUCUUCCACAAUCCACAGAGUGUUCCGCUACAAUGA
Molecule: messenger RNA, 1425 nt
Organism: Talaromyces marneffei
Lineage: Eukaryota; Fungi; Ascomycota; Eurotiomycetes; Eurotiales; Trichocomaceae
Exons: 2
Coding region: 1-1425 (474 amino acids)
Molecular function (GO): oxidoreductase activity; FAD binding
Source: RefSeq, a predicted model, not a curated record